CCCAUCUCUCUCUCUCUCUCCUCUUUUUCUCUCUCUCCUUAUCAUCACCAUUGAAUUCUGGGAGUUUCUUCUUCUCAUUGAUUGAAAUGGAUCGCUAGUUGGGUUGUCUGAUUGGGAGACCGGAGCUCGAUCUGCUUCCUUUCAUGGGUGUUCUCUGGUCUUCUUGACCCAAUUCUGGAUUACUACUCAUUCCAAUUCAUUUAAAUGGAGAUUCAGAAUAUGGAAGUGGGGAAGAAUACUGAAAGUCACUUGACAUCAGCUGCUGCAUUUGUGGAUGGAGGAAUUCAAGAUCCUUGUGAGGACACUUGCAGCAUAUGCUUGGAGGAGUUCUCCGAAAGUGACCCCUCCUCGGUGACUAUUUGCAAGCACGAGUUUCACCUCCAGUGCAUUCUUGAAUGGUGCCAAAGAAGCUCUCAGUGUCCCAUGUGUUGGCAACCCAUAAGCCUGAAGGAUCCUGUCAGUCAAGAAUUACUUGAGGCAGUGGAACGAGAAAGGAACGUCAGGGUAACUCCAUCUAGGAAUGCCACUAUAUUUCAUCAUCCCACUCUCGGUGAUUUUGAGUUACAGCAUUUACCUGUUGGAGCUAAUGAUGCUGAUCUCGAAGAGAGAAUAAUCCAGCACUUGGCUGCUGCUGCUGCAAUGGGGAGGGCUCACCAUGUUCAUAGAAGGGAUAGCCAGAGGGGUCGAUCAUCUGCUCAUGGUCGUCCGCACUUCUUGGUAUUUUCCACUCAUCCUAGUGCAGCUUCUUCUGGUCAUGUUUCUGCUCCAAAUGAGGACCCAGAACCUGUUGCAGUUACUGUAGCUGCUCCAUCUUCCCCUCUUCCAUCUGGCAGAGAGGAACCGUCACGGCAGAUUCCGCACUUGCCCUUCAUUCAAACUAAUCAAAAUUCUUCUUCAGCGUCUGGAUCCAAUUUGAUUCCAACAAAUCAAGGACCGUCCUUCAUGAACCGGAACUCUGCUAAUCACACACCAGAUAGAGCAGGACCAUCUGACUUGCAGUCAUUUUCUGAAUCUCUGAAAUCUAAAUUUAAUGCCAUGUCAAUGAGAUACAAAGAAUCUUUUUCGAAGAGCACAAGGGGGUGGAAAGAGAGGUUGUUCUCUCGUAACAGUUCCGUGUCAGAUGAUCGUUCUGAAGUCCGCAGAGAGGUGCCUGCUGGAAUCGCAAGUGUAUAUCGUAUGAUGGAACGGCGUGAAGCCAGAGAAGAUGAUAGACCCAAUCAAGCUUCUGUAGCAGAUAAUUUAUCCAGUGAUUAUAAUGCAGAUCGACGCGACCGGAACAAUGCAGAGACUCGUGGAGAAAACUCAUUGAAUGACAGCAACACACAUACUACUUGUGCUGCGAGCUCAGCUUCAUGUUAAGCUGUUAAAACAUUGUUUCGCAGGAGCAUCUAUCCUCAGCAUUUCAAUUUUUGAAGGUAAACCCUUUUUCUAUAGACAUGAUAUGCUGAGGAUGAGAUGCUUUUGCUUCAGAGAUUCGGUUAGUUAAUGGUGAUUAUGAUAUGUUUUAUCCAAAAUAAGAGAGGAAGCGAGGAGAGAAGAGCCGAGACUAAUAUAAAAUACAAGAGUAUUUCGUAUGUAUAUUUGUUUAUAGACAUGUUAACCCAAAAAUUCGGUGCGGGAAUGUGUUUCUAAAACCAUGUCUGGAUGGUCAGAUCUUGGCAUUUGUUUGUUCUCUGAAUGUUAAAAGGAAAAGUGUUAAAACUUGAUGGGACCAUUUUAAGUUACCAUUGGCCCUUGCCACCUUUUGCCUUAUGAUGAUAAAGCAUGUUUUUAGAGGGUAAUUUUUCUCA
Messenger RNA from Morus notabilis, 1790 nucleotides. Its product is annotated as E3 ubiquitin-protein ligase RHF2A. The coding region runs from base 205 to 1359 and encodes 384 amino acids. Gene Ontology annotation, molecular function: ubiquitin-protein transferase activity. NCBI's taxonomy places the organism in Eukaryota, Viridiplantae, Streptophyta, Magnoliopsida, Rosales, Moraceae. The record is from RefSeq and is a predicted model, not a curated record. The transcript is spliced from 9 exons.